AUGUCUAGGACCUUCGCUCCUCGAUGGGCCGUUCUGCUGCUGUCUGCAGCUUCACUCUGCCUAGCUGAUCCCAAUGCAGAUACAACGGCUGCUUGCAGGGCUCUGACCCUCACCGACUACUGGUCAUUGGCGAACGCGGACAACAAGCCAGCAUGCAUGUUCUUCCCGAAGACUGCAGAAGAAAUACAGUUCGCUGUCGUGACGCUCAACAAGUACCCCACGGCACCAUGGGGCAUCAAGGGCGGUGGCCACAACCCCAAUGUUGGGUAUAGUAGCUCCCGAGAUGGCGUUCUCAUUGCCACUCAUCCGUACAUGGCCACCACGACUCUCGAUGAGAACAACUAUGCUCGUGUGGGGCCUGGAUGCAAGUGGAUCGACGUUGCUGAAGCCUUGGACCCCCACAACCGAGCAGUGGUCUCUGGUCGCCUGGGAGUCGUCGGUGCUGCAGGAUUGACACUCGGUGGUGGACUCAGCUUUCUCAGCACCGAAUAUGGCAUGACAGCGGACAACGUGGUCGAAUAUCAAGUCGUCACCGCUACAGGAGAGCUGACACGUGCCAACCGAGACCAAAACAGCGACCUCUUCUACGCACUCAAAGGAGGCGGCAACCAAUUCGCCAUUGUGACCGAAUUCGUCAUGAACACUUACCCCAUCGGAGACGUCUGGGGCGGCGUCAAAAUCUACACCAUGGACCAAAAGGAAGCCCUCCUCCAAGCCACCCACAACCUCGUAUCCGACUACUACGACCCCAAAGCCGCCGUCAUCGUCACCUACACCUCCACCGUCGAGAGCCUCAUCGAAGUAUUUGUCGUCUUCUACUUCUACAACUCCCCUUCAGGCCCGGGAAAAAUCCUCGAAGAAUUCAAUUCCAUCCCCGCUCUCAUCUCCCGCACCAAAACCCGCAGCUACCUCGACCUCCUCGACUCCAACAGCAUCUUCUCCAUCCCGGGAAUGCGCUACCUCAUCCGCACAGGAACUCUCCCCAACCUCCCCGGCCCUCGCGGUCUCGAUCUCUACACGUACACUUUCGACAGCUACUUCAACGGCUCCCGCAGCGCGCAAUUCUCCGAACUCGACAAUUACGCCUUCUCCCUCUCUUUCCAACCCAUCCCCACCACCCUCGCCAACGCCUCCCUCAACAACCCUCACGGCGUAAACCUCCUCGGCCUCGACCCCGCACACGGCGAUAAAGUGUUUAUGGAAUACAACGUCUCCUGGCUCCUCUCUUCCACCGACGAAGACGCCGCCGCUGUCUUGACAAAUCUCACCGAGCCCGCGCAAGUGUAUGCGAGGGGAAUGUAUCCGAAUGUUGCUCCGACGCAUUAUGUGGAAGGGGAUUUGGAAACGGUGGGCUAUCGUCCGUUGUUUAUGAAUGAUGCUAUGUUUAAUCAGAAUCCGUUGAGGAGUUAUGGGGAAGAGACGUUUGCGCGAUUAAAGGAGAUUCAGAAAUUGAGGGAUCCUGAGGGGUUUUUGGCGAGGAGGCAAGGGGGGUUUAAGUUGGAGUAG
Molecule: messenger RNA, 1506 nt
Organism: Sphaerulina musiva SO2202
Lineage: Eukaryota; Fungi; Ascomycota; Dothideomycetes; Mycosphaerellales; Mycosphaerellaceae
Product: FAD-binding domain-containing protein
Exons: 4
Coding region: 1-1506 (501 amino acids)
Molecular function (GO): FAD binding
Source: RefSeq, a predicted model, not a curated record